Eucalyptus grandis is the source of this 780-nucleotide messenger RNA. RefSeq lists its product as uncharacterized. The coding region runs from base 85 to 492 and encodes 135 amino acids. The record is from RefSeq and is a predicted model, not a curated record. The transcript has 2 exons. NCBI's taxonomy places the organism in Eukaryota, Viridiplantae, Streptophyta, Magnoliopsida, Myrtales, Myrtaceae.
UUAAAAAAGCACAGCUUCCUCUCUCCAUCUCCAUCUCCAUCUCCAUCUUUACCUUCACUCUCUCUCGAUUUCUCCGCCGCCGUAAUGGCCACCAGCCUCUUUCCCUCCGGAACCCUCGCCGUCAAGGCAGCCGCCUCCUCCUCCCGCGAGCGCAACCCGGGCCCCGCCGGCCGGCCAACCGCCUCCUCCUCCUCCUCCUCCAACAACAGCAGCUGGUUGGCCCCGAUCUUCGGCUUCUCCGCCGACCCGGGCUACAUUGACUCCGCCGGCGGCGGCAAGGUCGCCUACCCCAGGAAGGCCGGCUUGGAGGAGUCGGGCUCGAGCCUGUCCGCGGCGGGGAGGCCCCGCCCCGACCCGAUCCGGUUCACGGCGGAGAAGGCGCGGCUCCUCAGGCUCAUGACCUCCGACGCGGCCUCCCUCCACGACGCCAUGUACCACUCCGCGAUCGCCUCCCGCCUCGCUUCCGACUUCGGGAACCCGACCGAUCUGUAAUCCUGCCGGACCGGACCGUGUCAACAUCAGUACGAUUGUCGCUGGAUAAUAACAUCUUUGGGACACGCCCUUUUAAUUUUUUUUUUCUUUUGUAAAAUUCUCGAAUUGUUUAUUUAGGUUAGUGGCCUGGUGUUUGUUCUGAGCCAUAUAUUCCGAAUUAUGGGGGGGAUGUGGUGAUGUAAGGACAGCGAAGAUUACGUGAAAUGGGUGGAUUAAUCUUUGUAAUCACCAAUUACUUUAGUUGAUGUAAUGUACAGAUUUAAUGUAUACUAUAGUUUAAAUAUUUGA